Molecule: messenger RNA, 186 nt
Organism: Clunio marinus
Lineage: Eukaryota; Metazoa; Arthropoda; Insecta; Diptera; Chironomidae
Source: the annotation of a GenBank genome assembly
AUGUUGCGUAAAGAUAUCUCAAGAAUUCUUUUAGAUGACGUGACAUUAAAUAAUUUAAUGGACUAUUCAACAUUUCAAUUUAUCCAUAACAAAAAUCCAGUAGUUCACAAGUUUUGCUUAAUGUUGAUAACAUUUGACCAUAGAUGGAUUGAAUAUUCGACAGAAGAAGAAAAGUUGAAUAUUUAA